This is a messenger RNA of Loxodonta africana (African savanna elephant), 9929 nucleotides long. RefSeq names its product ATP binding cassette subfamily A member 1 (gene ABCA1). Gene Ontology annotation, biological process: phospholipid efflux; transmembrane transport. The transcript has 50 exons. Lineage: Eukaryota; Metazoa; Chordata; Mammalia; Proboscidea; Elephantidae. The record is from RefSeq and is a predicted model, not a curated record. Gene Ontology annotation, cellular component: membrane; intracellular membrane-bounded organelle. Bases 382 to 7173 code for a protein of 2263 amino acids. Gene Ontology annotation, molecular function: ATP hydrolysis activity; ABC-type transporter activity; phosphatidylcholine floppase activity.
AACCCCUUGCUCAGCUCAGCCGAAUCUAUAAAAGGAACUAGUCGCGGCAAAAAACCUGUAAUUCCGAGGGAGAGUGAGUGGGGCCGGGACCAGCCGAGCCGAGCAGACACCUCCCUCCCCGGCAGCGUGUGAGGAGAGCAGGGGCGCCGCAGGACCAGCGCCGCCAGAGCCAGUUUCUUGGGCGCUUCGCUCUUUUCUUCUUCUUCGCCCCCUCCCCCCCUUCUCAGGAAGGGCUUAUCAAGGGGUGGGAGAAAGAGACGCAGGCACAAAAGUGGAAAACAGUUAAUGACCAGCCACAGUGUCCCUGCUGCGAGCUCCUGCCACUGCCUUCAGGGGCUCUGGAGCCACACGCAGGUUGCUGUGGGCACCGGCUGAGGUAACAUGGCUUACUGGCCUCAGUUGAGGUUGCUGCUGUGGAAGAACCUCACUUUCAGAAGAAGACAAACAUGUCAGCUGUUGCUGGAAGUGGCCUGGCCUCUAUUUAUCUUCCUGAUCCUGAUGUCUGUUCGGCUAAGCUACCCACCCUACGAACAACAUGAAUGCCACUUUCCAAACAAAGCCAUGCCCUCUGCAGGAACACUUCCGUGGGUUCAGGGGAUUAUCUGUAAUGCCAACAAUCCCUGUUUCCGUUAUCCGACUCCUGGUGAGGCUCCUGGGGUUGUUGGAAACUUUAACAAAUCCAUAGUGUCUCGCCUAUUCUCAGAUGCUCGGAGACUACUUUUAUAUAGCCAGAAAGACACCAGCAUGAAGGACAUACACAAAGUUCUGAGAACAUUACAGCAGUUCGAGAAUUCCAGCUCAAGUUUGACGCUUCAGGACUUCCUUGUGGACAAUGAAACCUUCUCUGGAUUCCUGCAUCACAACCUCUCUCUGCCAAGGCCGACUGUGGACAAGAUGAUGGGGGCUGAUGUCAGACUCCACAAGGUAUUUUUGCAUGGGUACCAGUUACAUUUGACCAACCUGUGCAAUGGAUCAAAAUUAGGAGAAGUGAUUCAACUAGGUGACCAAGAAGUUUCCAAGCUUUGCAACCUGCCAAGGGAGAAACUAGAUGCUGCAGAGCAAGUACUUCGUUCCAACAUGGACAUCCUGAAGCCCAUCCUGGCGGGCCUAAACUCCACAUCUCCGUUCCUGAGCAAGGAGCUGGCUGAAGCCACAAAAACGUUGCUGGAUAGCCUUGGGACCCUGGCCCAAGAGCUGUUCAGCAUGAGGAGUUGGAGUGACAUGCGGCAGGAGGUGAUGUUUUUGACCAAUGUGAACAGCUCCAGCUCCGCUACCCAGAUAUACCAGGCAGUGUCCCGCAUUGUCUGUGGCCAUCCCGAGGGUGGGGGCCUGAAGAUCAAGUCCCUCAACUGGUAUGAGGACAACAACUACAAAGCCCUCUUUGGGGGCAAUGGCACUGAGGAAGAUGCUGGCACCUUCUAUGACAAUUCUACAACCCCUUAUUGCAAUGAUUUGAUGAAGAAUUUGGAGUCUAGUCCUCUUUCCCGCAUUAUCUGGAAAGCUCUCAAGCCUCUGCUUGUAGGAAAGAUCCUGUAUACACCUAACACUACGGCCACGAGGCAGGUUAUGGCUGAGGUGAACAAGACCUUCCAGGAGCUGGCUGUGUUCCACCAUCUGGAAGGCAUGUGGGAAGAACUCAGCCCCAAGAUCUGGACCUUCGUGGAGAGCAGCCAAGAAAUGGACCUUGUCCGGACAUUGUUGGACAGCAGAGGCAGUGACCACUUUUGGGAAGAGCGGUUGGAUGGCUCAGGCUGGACACCCCAGGACGUUGCGGCAUUUCUGGCCAAGCACCCAGAGGAUGUCCAGGCCAUUACUGGCUCUGUGUAUACCUGGAGAGAAGCUUUCAAUGAGACGAACCAGGCAAUAAAGACCAUAUCUCGCUUCAUGGACUGUGUCAACCUUAACAAACUGGAACCAAUAGCAACAGAAGUCCAGCUCAUCAACAAGUCCAUGGAGCUUCUGGAUGAGAGGAAGUUCUGGGCUGGUAUUGUGUUCACUGGAAUUAAUCCCAACAGUGAUGAGCUUCCCUAUCAUGUCAAGUACAAGAUUCGAAUGGACAUUGACAAUGUGGAGAGGACAAAUAAAAUCAAGGAUGGGUACUGGGACCCGGGUCCUCGGGCUGACCCCUUUGAUGAUAUGCGGUACAUCUGGGGUGGCUUCACCUACUUGCAGGACGUGGUGGAGCAGGCCAUCAUCAGGGUGCUGACGGGCACUGAGAAUAAAACCGGUGUCUACAUACAGCAGAUGCCCUACCCAUGUUAUGUUGAUGACAUCUUCCUGCGGGUGAUGAGCCGGUCCAUGCCCCUCUUCAUGACGCUGGCCUGGAUAUACUCUGUGGCUGUGAUCAUCAAGGGCAUUGUGUACGAGAAGGAGGCGCGGCUGAAGGAGACCAUGCGGAUCAUGGGCCUGGACAAUGGCAUCCUCUGGUUUAGCUGGUUCAUCAGCAGCCUUAUCCCUCUGCUUGUGAGCGCCAGCCUACUGGUGGUCAUCCUGAAGUUAGGAAACUUGCUGCCCUAUAGCGACCCCAGUGUGGUGUUUGUAUUCCUCUCUGUGUUUGCCGUGGUGACCAUCCUGCAGUGCUUCCUGAUAAGCACGUUCUUCUCCAGAGCCAACCUGGCGGCAGCCUGUGGGGGCAUCAUCUACUUCAUCCUGUACCUGCCCUACGUCCUGUGUGUGGCAUGGCAGGACUACGUGGGCUUCACCCUCAAGGUCUUUGCAAGCCUACUGUCUCCUGUGGCUUUUGGGUUUGGCUGUGAGUACUUCGCCCUUUUCGAGGAGCAGGGCACUGGCGUGCAGUGGGACAACCUGUUCGAGAGCCCUGUGGAGGGAGAUGGCUUCAACCUCACUACCUCAGUCUCCAUAAUGCUGUUUGACACUUUCCUCUAUGGGGUGAUGACGUGGUACAUUGAGGCUGUCUUUCCAGGCCAGUAUGGAAUUCCCAAGCCCUGGUAUUUUCCUUGUACUAAGUCCUAUUGGUUUGGUGAGGAAAGUAAUGAGAAGAGCCAUCCCUGUUCCAGCCAGAAGGGAGUAUCAGAAAUCUGUAUGGAGGAGGAGCCCACUCACCUGAAGCUGGGUGUGUCCAUUCAGAACCUGGUGAAGGUUUACCGAAAUGGCAUGAAGGUGGCAGUUGAUGGCCUGGCACUGAAUUUUUAUGAAGGCCAGAUCACCUCCUUCCUGGGCCACAAUGGAGCGGGAAAGACCACCACCAUGUCCAUCCUGACUGGGUUGUUCCCUCCCACCUCGGGCACCGCCUAUAUCCUGGGGAAAGACAUUCGCUCAGAGAUGAGCACGAUCCGGCAGAACCUGGGGGUCUGUCCCCAGCAUAAUGUGCUGUUUGACAUGCUGACUGUCGAAGAGCACAUCUGGUUCUAUGCCUGCCUGAAAGGCCUCUCUGAGAAGCACGUGAAAGCAGAGAUGGAGCAGAUGGCUCUGGAUGUCGGCCUGCCUCCCAGCAAGCUAAAAAGCAAAACAAGUCAGCUGUCAGGUGGAAUGCAGAGAAAGCUGUCUGUGGCCUUGGCCUUCGUGGGGGGAUCCAAGGUUGUCAUUCUGGACGAGCCCACAGCUGGUGUGGACCCUUACUCCCGCAGGGGGAUAUGGGAGCUGCUGCUAAAGUAUCGACAAGGCCGCACCAUUAUUCUCUCCACACACCACAUGGAUGAAGCAGACAUUCUGGGGGACAGGAUUGCCAUCAUUUCCCAUGGGAAGCUGUGCUGUGUGGGCUCCUCUCUGUUCCUGAAGAACCAACUGGGAACAGGCUACUACCUCACCCUGGUCAAGAAGGAUGUGGAAUCCUCCCUCAGUUCCUGCAGAAAUAGCAGUAGCACUGUGUCAUACCUGAAAAAGGUGGUGCCUGAGGUACACCCAGCUGGGCAGAGUGGAGGCAGAGGAGGAGAGGUGCAGAGGCUGGUGGUGCUGACUCAAGAUGUCUCUGCUAUCUCCAACCUCAUCAGGAAGCAUGUGGCUGAGGCACGGCUGGUGGAAGACAUUGGGCAUGAGCUGACCUACGUGCUGCCCUAUGAAGCUGCUAGGGAGGGGGCCUUUGUGGAACUCUUCCAUGAGAUUGAUGACCGGCUCUCAGAUCUGGGCAUCUCUAGUUACGGCAUCUCAGAGACCACCCUGGAAGAAAUAUUCCUCAAAGUGGCUGAAGAGAGCGGGGUUGAUGCUGAGACCUCAGAUGGCACCUUGCCAGCAAGACGGAACAGACGGGCCUUUGGGGACAGGCAGAGCUGUCUUCGCCCAUUCACAGAAGAUGAUGCCGUAGAUCCCACUGAUUCUGACAUAGACCCAGAGUCCAGAGAGACAGACCUGCUCAGUGGAGUGGAUGGCAAAGGCUCCUACCAAGUGAAGGGCUGGAAACUCACACAGCAACAGUUCGUGGCCCUUUUGUGGAAGAGGCUACUGAUUGCCAGGAGGAGCCGGAAGGGAUUCUUUGCUCAGAUUGUGCUACCCGCUGUGUUUGUCUGCAUCGCCUUGGUGUUCAGCUUGAUUGUGCCACCCUUUGGCAAAUACCCCAGCCUGGAACUUCAACCCUGGAUGUACAAUGAGCAAUACACGUUUGUCAGUAACGAUGCUCCUGAGGACUUGGCCACCCAGGAACUCUUGAAUGCCCUCACUAAAGACCCUGGCUUUGGAACCCGAUGUAUGGAAGGAAAUCCCAUCCCAGAUAUGCCCUGCUUGGUGGGGGAGGAGGAGUGGACCACCGCCCCAGUUCCCCAGACCAUCAUGGACCUCUUCCAAAAGGGGAACUGGACGAUGGAGAACCCUUCACCUGCCUGCCAGUGUAGCAAUGACAAAAUCAAGAAGAUGCUGCCCGUGUGUCCCCCAGGGGCAGGGGGGCUGCCUCCUCCACAAAGAAAACAGAGCAGUGCGGACAUCCUUCAGAACCUGACGGGAAGAAACAUUUCAGAUUAUCUGGUGAAGACAUAUGUGCAGAUCAUAGCCAAAAGCUUAAAAAACAAGAUCUGGGUGAAUGAAUUUAGGUAUGGUGGAUUUUCCCUGGGUGCCAGUAAUUCUCAAGGACUUCCUCCAAGUGAAGAAGUUAAUGAUGCCAUCAAGCAAGUGAAGAAACACUUGAAGCUGACCAAGGACAGUUCUGCAGAUCAAUUUCUUAGCAGCUUGGGAAGGUUUAUGACUGGACUGGACACCAAAAAUAACGUCAAGGUGUGGUUUAACAACAAAGGCUGGCAUGCCAUCAGCUCUUUCCUGAAUGUCAUCAACAAUGCCAUUCUCCGGGCCAACGUGCAGAAGGGAGAGAACCGGAGAAAAUAUGGGAUUACUGCUUUCAAUCACCCCCUGAAUCUCACCAAGCAGCAGCUCUCAGAAGUGGCUCUAAUGACCACGUCAGUGGAUGUCCUUGUUUCCAUCUGUGUCAUCUUCGCGAUGUCCUUUGUGCCGGCCAGCUUUGUCGUGUUCCUGAUUCAGGAGCGGGUCAGCAAAGCAAAGCACCUGCAGUUCAUCAGUGGAGUGAAGCCGGUCAUCUACUGGCUCUCCAAUUUUGUCUGGGAUAUGUGCAACUAUGUGGUCCCUGCCACGCUGGUCAUUAUCAUCUUCAUCUGUUUCCAGCAGAAGUCCUACGUGUCCUCCACCAACCUGCCUGUGCUAGCCCUUCUACUUUUGCUGUAUGGGUGGUCGAUCACACCUCUCAUGUACCCAGCCUCCUUCGUGUUCAAGAUACCUAGCACAGCCUAUGUGGUCCUCACCAGCGUAAACCUCUUCAUUGGGAUCAAUGGCAGUGUUGCCACUUUUGUACUGGAGCUCUUCACCAACAAUAAACUGAGUAACAUCAACGACAUCCUGAAGUCUGUGUUCUUGAUCUUCCCUCAUUUUUGCCUAGGGCGGGGGCUCAUUGACAUGGUGAAAAACCAGGCAAUGGCUGAUGCCCUGGAAAGGUUUGGGGAGAACCGCUUUGUCUCACCACUUUCUUGGGACUUAGUGGGACGGAACCUCUUCGCCAUGGCUGUGGAAGGGGUGGUGUUCUUCCUCAUUACUGUUCUGAUCCAGUACAGAUUCUUCAUCAGGCCCAGACCUGUAAAUGCAAAGCUUCCUCCUCUGAAUGAUGAGGAUGAAGAUGUGAGGCGGGAAAGACAGAGGAUUCUUGAUGGUGGAGGACAGAAUGACAUCUUGGAAAUCAAAGAAUUGACUAAGAUCUAUAGAAGGAAGAGGAAGCCUGCAGUUGACAGGAUCUGCAUUGGCAUUCCCCCUGGCGAGUGCUUUGGACUUCUGGGAGUUAACGGGGCUGGGAAAUCAUCAACUUUCAAGAUGUUAACUGGAGAUACCACUGUUACCAGAGGAGAUGCUUUUCUUAACAAAAAUAGUAUCUUAUCAAACAUCCAUGAAGUACAUCAGAACAUGGGCUAUUGCCCUCAGUUUGAUGCCAUCACGGAGCUACUGACUGGGAGAGAACAUGUGGAGUUCUUUGCUCUCUUGAGAGGAGUCCCAGAGAAGGAAGUUGGCAAGGUUGGUGAAUGGGCAAUUCGGAAACUGGGCCUUCUGAAAUACGGAGAAAAAUAUGCUGGUAACUACAGUGGAGGCAACAAGCGCAAGCUCUCCACAGCCAUGGCUUUGAUCGGUGGGCCUCCUGUGGUGUUUCUGGAUGAACCCACCACAGGCAUGGAUCCCAAAGCCCGGAGAUUUUUGUGGAAUUGUGCCCUAAGUAUUGUCAAGGAGGGGAGAUCAGUAGUGCUUACAUCUCAUAGUAUGGAAGAAUGUGAAGCUCUUUGUACUAGGAUGGCAAUUAUGGUCAAUGGGAAAUUCAGGUGUCUUGGCAGUGUUCAGCAUCUGAAAAACAGGUUUGGAGAUGGAUAUACAAUCGUUGUACGAAUAGCAGGGUCAAACCCUGACCUGAAACCUGUCCAGGAAUUCUUUGGACUCGCCUUUCCAGGAAGUGUCCUUAAAGAGAAACAUCGAAAUAUGCUGCAAUACCAGCUUCCAUCUUCAUUAUCUUCUCUGGCCAGGAUAUUCAGCAUCCUUUCCCAGAGCAGAAAGCAACUCCAUAUAGAAGACUACUCUGUUUCUCAGACGACACUUGACCAAGUAUUUGUGAACUUUGCCAAGGACCAAAGUGAUGAUGACCACUUAAAGGACCUGUCAUUACACAAAAACCAGACAGUAGUGGAUGUUGCAGUUCUUACGUCUUUUCUGCAGGAUGAGAAAGUCAAAGAAAGUUAUGUAUGAAGAAUCCUGUUCAUACAGGGCAGCUGAAAGAAAGGAGGAACUAGACCUUCCUUUAUGCCAUGUGAAGUGUUCCAGAGGAAAGAGCCAGGAGUUUUUGUGGGAAGAAAUAAACUGGAUACUGUACUGAUACUAUUCAAUGCAAUGCAAUUCAAUGCAAUGAAAACAAAAUUCCAUUACAGGGGCAGUGCCUUUGUAGCCUAUGUCUUGUAUGGCUCUCAAGUGAAAAAGACUUGAAUUUAGUUUAUUACCUUAUACAUGUGUGAAACUCUAGUAUGGAACCCAGUGGACAUAUGGGUUUGAAAUCAUACUCUUUUUUUCCUUUGUAUUCUAACUGGGAUCGCAACAAUAAUUCAUCAGUUAAUCAUGGCCAGUGAUUAUCAAAAUCAAAAGGCAUGCAGAUCCUCAUUCAUUAACCCAUGCCAUGUCAGGAGACUGGUUUCCCGGUGACACAUCCAUUGCUGGCAAUGAGUGUGCCAGAAUUACUAGUGCCAAGUUACUUAGAAAGCCUGAAGCGCCACAGUGUGUCAUGCACACUUUUGUGAAAUCUCCUCUGCUCAGAGUCUGUCGACAUCAUUAAAUAUCAGGCAACAAAAUGGUGCCAUGUGUGGGCAAAGUCCUGCUUUGAUUUCUUCUUUGGUGGAGCUGCUCUGGUGGUGGUCACAUGAGAAAUGUGGGCAUCUCUAGACACCCGAGACUUGGUUCCACUGUCAUGUUGUCCCUCACUUGGAGCCAUGAGUCUCCAGGGCCAUCUUUCUGGGAUGGCCAUCUUAUGCAUACUUAGAUCCUGGUAAGCAAAGAAUUGACAGCCAAAUUACUGGUGCUGCAAGCUGUUGAGGCCAGGGCAUGGGAUUAAAGGGACAGCUGUCAAGCCUGGGGAGGCCUGUGCCCAUCCGUCCUGAUUGUCUGGUAAUGCGGUACACUGCAUCUCAAGAUCUUUGUUGUUUGACACAGUGUUGUAUUAUUUCUGGCUUUUUCAAUUAAUUUAGAAUAUCAAAAGAUAGAGUUGUACUUUGACAAAAAUCUUUGUACUUUUAAUGUUAUUUGGAUUUUUAAGUUCUGUCAGUGACUUCUGAAACCUUAGAAUGGACUCUUUGUAGAACGUAGUAGCAUAGCGGAGUAUGGCCAUGCUGCUAUACUAGCCUUAUUUUCUCAUAUAAGUUUGCAGAUGGGUAGUCUGACUAGUGAAAAUAAUGCGAUGGUCAAGAUCUCAUGACAAUGUUAGAUUUGAAUUUCUUUAAGGUGAUUUAAAAUACUCAAUCUCAGUCUAUGAAUCAAGUAUUUUUUGAACGUGUGCUAUAGCUGAAUGAAUAUGGAUAGUGGAGUGAGAAAUUAAGUCUUGGUAGACUUCUUGUGCCAUGUUGUUCGUCUAACUGGUUUACAAACAUAGGUUGUUUAUAUAGUUCUUGUGUGGGAGCCCACUGAAGGAAUAUUGGGCAACCCAUUUAUUUUUUAAAUAGCAACAAUUGCAAGAGCCAAGCAAGUACAAGUGUCGUAAGUGUCACAGGCUAAACAACGAAUUCUUUCACAGAGAAAUUGGCAACUUGGAAACUUGUUGAAAAUAUAACUUGUGAUUAUGGUAUUGUAGUACUUUAAAAUAACUGGUUUUGCAUAUGUUAGACAACCCAUUAAAAUCUCUUGACAGUCUCAAAAUUUCCAUUUCUUCAAUCACUACCCUAUGGUGAAAAAAAUAAAAAGCAAAAAACUCCAGCAAACCCUACAAGGGGUAUUUUUCAAACUUUUCUAACCCAAUCUUAAUUUUUUGGUCAGUAAACACUAAAAAAUAUUUCAGUAAUGUUUAAUGCCAUCUAUCUUGACACAAAAAUAUGAGAGAAGUACUGUUUGGUGAGAUUUACGUGAUCUUUCAAUAUCAUUAUUCUUUUUCUAAAAUUUAAAUACUAACUCUGAAGGUGUAAGAUUUCAGAUCUAUCUCAAAUUCACCUAUGUUUUCUUGUAGAGUUUACAGAAUGUUUUUUAAUUCACUACUUGAAAAUAGAAAAUGACUGUUUUAGAAACAAUAUUUUUUGAGAUAAGUAAUAUGUAAUAGAGACACAUUUCCAGUAAUUAUUGGCAUGAGUUCAUUAUAUUUCCUACUAUCUUUGGUGAUUUAAAAUUCACAGAAUAGUUCGUCCUAUCCAAAUAUUUUUCAAAAAUUAAACACCUUUUUUAUUUUUCCCAUUUCUUAUAAUUGUGUUCUAAUUCUCCAUUACAUUAAAUCCAUAAGCAGCUCCUUGCUUUAAUUACUCUGAUUUUGAGGCCAUAUUUAAAAAUUCAAAAGUCACUGUAUUAUCCUUUUCCUGGAAAAAAAGUUUCAAUGCAGAUUUUUUAAAAAUCUCAUUUGAAACUACAAUUUACAGUUACACAUCACCUUCAUUAAUAUUGUUACUAUUUAGACUGUUUAGAUAAUAAUCUUUUAUAUUUUCCUGUGUAAACCUAAUUAGAAAUUUUUGCUAGCUUUAUGCUUGCUCAGUCAAGUAAAAUUUUAUAUAUUCCAUGUGGAAAUGUAAUUAUGUGAGUUUCAGAAAUUCUCAAAAAAAAUUUCUUCAAAGAUUUCUGCUUUGGCUUCUUCUGGACACCUUGGAAACUUUAUUAACAACUGUGAAUAUGAAAAAAAGAAAACAACCCUUUAUAAAUAAAUGCCCAGCACAGUUCAUUGUUAAAAAACAACCAACCAAACCUCAAACUACUGUAUUUCAAUAUCUGUACUGAAAGCACAUGCUUUAUGACUAUUAAAUGUUACACAUCAUCUGUUCACUGUA